AUGUCUCGACGCGUGGAAUUCGAUUUAUCCACUGAAGAUCACUCUGAUCGUCGUCGCACCAACACCUUUUCUUCCGAUGAGGAUGGAGUUCCAAAUGAGGUCGCCGACUACCUGGUCUACUUUUCCCGCAUGGUUGACGAACAAAAUGUGCCGGAAAUUUUGACUCUCUACGAUCAAGCUUUUCCAGAUCUCACCGAGAGAUUCUUCCGUGAUCGCAUGUGGCCCGAUGAGAAUGUUGUCGAAAGAAUUAUUAUACAGUAUUGAAAUAGUUAAAAUCAGUUCCUAAAGUGCUAAAAUAUCACAAAGAUGUGCUCACGAGACGAUGUAAUUAUUGGACAAGGUGAUAUUGAAGAGAAGAAUUCAAUGCGAUCAAUUCACGAGUAUGGCUCACUGGAGAUAGAAGUAGAGUUUAAGAAAAUUAAUUUACAAAUGUAAUAGCCACGGUCUCUCUCAAUUUUAUCUAUUUCAAUUGAGAGAGUCUAUCACAUUAUUUGAUUUAGUUUUUUUGAAAUUAAGAGACCGUUUUUCUAUAUUAUUUUUUAGAACCUGUUCAAUCAUCAACCAACACGGAGACAAUUUUUGUUGGAUAUGCUCAAUGUUAAAUGGAACGAACGUGCUGUCAUAGUGUCUCCGAGUGUAUCGAUGAGUCCUGAGUCUGACACUUUGGCUCAAUCUGAGUCUUCUGUCGGGAUAUUCAAUAGCAGUUCGUCAUGUUGGUUAUCCUGCAUUGUGCAACUAUUGAUCCGUGUACCUCAACUUGAAUCGGUGUUGCUAAAUUUCACUUCAAUGGAAUAUCUUAACUACGCACUUCAAUACAACAAGAAGAAUCUGAAGCAUGCUGAGCUUCUAUACACCAUAGUUGGAACAUUCCGCGAACUGAAAUCUGCGAGGUCAACUUCAAGACCAAUUGAGGUUAUUGCGUUGUUACAGGUUCUGGAAAAAAUGUCCGCCUCUCCAAUCAUCGACCACCAGCAAGAUGUUUGUGAACUAUUCACAACUAUUAGUCAAUGGUUGGAAAUUGCUAUAGAUGAUGCAAUGGAUUAUCAUGUGAAUCACGAGAACAAUCACAGUGAAGAGGAAAGACAGUUGUAUAUCAAUCAAAAGAAGAUGUUCGAUCGCAUCUUCCCUUCAUUCAGACACAAUGACUCGUUAGGAGUGACUGUGAAUGCUCAAGUUGGAAAUUUUCGUGCUUCAGUGGAACAUUUUUUUGAGCAUUUCACGUCGAAUUCAGUUGAUAUGGUGUUCGUGCAAUUUGAUCGAGCAAUGGAAGACAGAACCAAAUCGAACGAGAGGAUGGAAUUCCCCAAAAGUUUCCAACCAAAGUUUCCAAAAGUUUCGAACCAAAAAGUUUCCAACCAAAGUUUCCAAAAGUUUCGAACCAAAAAGUUUCCAACCCAACCAAAUGCCAAUUCAAGUUGUUAUUACAAGUUGACUGGACUCAUCGUUCAUGUUGGUUCCUCAGCUAAAGAAGGCCACUUCUACAGUUUUGUUCUUCAAAAUGAAAGCAGUCGGUGGUCAAAAUUUGAUGAUGAUAGGGUAUCCAAUGUUCGAUGGGAGGAUGUUGCGGCUCAAUCAUUUGGAACAGGAUCCAGUAAGACGGCUUCAGCGUGCUUAUUGGUUUACGCCAAAAUGGACGGAGACUAUGACGAUAUGUCUGAUGACAUGAUGGUAAUUCGACGUAAUCCGCAAUCUACACCUGCUGUAUCGAUUAUGGAAGAACCUGUCAUUGAUGAUUUUGCUUUGGAUCCCAAUUUCGGCAUCGGAUGCCCUCCCAAGUGUGAUGUAGUGGGAAACGAAAAUGAUACCAUCUCCACGCACUCCUUGCCACGCUUCCAACGGUUCCGACGUCGGCGAUUUUUAGGAGGAUUCUUCAAGAAACGGAAACUGAUCCGUAAAACGGAGGCCAAAACUAUCGUGCCUUGGAGUGAUGCAAAAGUGCAAAAGUGAAAUCAAGAAGUUCUUAGGGUAUGGAGCCAGUGGAACAGCCUAUUUGGUGGUGUGGGAAGACAAGGAGGUUGUUAUGAAGGUGACAGGUAUUCACCCACAGUCGAUUUCGGUACUCCACGACGAACUUUUGAUCACGCAGAAGAUUGGCAAAUUGUCAAAAAGUUGCCAUAAUUUUCUGCCAUAUCACGGAUCAAUCGUCAUAAGCGACCUUCCAGCUAAAAUGAUGCGGAAUUCCGAAUGUGUCAACCAUCUUGCGAUUUUUAUGGGUUAUGGUGGAACAGUUUUGGCCGAUUGGAGAACCAGCGACUACAGACGGUGUAUCACAAUUAUGGCUCAAUUGGUUCUGGCUAUGAGGAUUGCCAACGACAAGAUGAAAUUUGUUCAUGGUGACAUCUAUAUGAUGAAUAUUUUAAUUGCUCCAACAACCAAACGAUGGAUCGAAUACAACAUUGAUGGCAAAACAAUUACGAUUCAAACAUUUGGCAUUAUCCCGCAAUUGAUUGACUUUUCGAAAAGUUGGUGUGGAGCCGAUCCGGAGCGUCACGACAUCAGUCGUUUGCACACAGUCGCGAAACGCGUCGGGCAUAGUUUGAACGGAAGUAAAAGGGAUAAAAAGAAAGUCCGGCAAGCUGUUAAAAUGGUGGGAGCGGCCAAAAAUUGGAAAAAUCUAUGUCUUGAUCGCCAAUUAUUCAAGCAAGUCAUUGUACACGAACAUUGA
Messenger RNA from Caenorhabditis elegans, 2665 nucleotides. Lineage: Eukaryota; Metazoa; Nematoda; Chromadorea; Rhabditida; Rhabditidae. The record is from the annotation of a RefSeq genome assembly.